GCGUUUUUUGUUGUAAAUUGUUUUGUGUCUCGUACAGCGCGGUCGCAGUUUGGUUUGUUGAUGUGGUUUACGGUAGGUAUCGCACCCGCCUUGUGAUAAUGUGAAUUCAUCAUAGUUUGUGUUUUGUGUCGCUCGUGCUACGAUGACUUAAUAAGUUUCGUGGGAGCAAAAUAUGUUCGAUAGUGUCAGUUGAGUGUAUCGUAAAAUGGGCUUGAUAACUUCGAGGGAGCAGACAAUGUUGGACGGGCCGGUGGGACCGACCAAGAGCAACCAUGUCCGCCAGCCUUCGACGCGGAGCCGGGCCAAGCCCCCUAUGCCGGACAGGGAUGAGCUGGAGAACAGAUUUAUCAAAGUUCUGGCGUCUAUGGACCUGCCCCCGGACAAGGCGAAGCUGCUCCGCAACUACGACCUGGAGAAGAAGUGGGAGAUCAUCUGCGACCAGGACAUGGUGGUGGCCAAGGACUCUCCCGCGCACUACCUCAACCGGCUCCGGACUUACCUGGAUCCGAAGGCGUCGAGGAGUCACCGGAAACGGAAAAUGGUCGGCGACUCGACGUCCACACAAGUGCUGCGGGACCUCGAGAUAUCGCUUAGGACCAACCACAUCGAGUGGGUGCGCGAAUUCCUGAACGACCAGAACCAGGGUCUGGACGUGCUGAUCGACUACCUGAGCUUCCGGCUGAGCAUGAUGCGGCACGAGCAGCGGAUAGCGCUCGUCCGCAGCCAGUCCAGCGACGGCAUCAACAAAGUAAACUCGACGACGUCCGAGUGCUCCGCGGCGGACACGUCAACAUGGCGGAGGCGCGCGCGCAGUGCGGACGGCGAGGAGGGCGCGCGCAGCCCCUCCGUGCGCCGCCGCACGCGCCAUGCCGCUCGGCUCAACAUGGGCGCCAGCACCGACGACAUACACGUCUGCAUCAUGUGCAUGAGAGCCAUCAUGAACAAUAAGUACGGGUUCAACAUGGUGAUCCAGCACCGGGAGGCGAUCAACAGCAUCGCGCUGUCCCUCGUGCACCACUCGCUGCGCACCAAGGCGUUGGUGCUGGAACUCCUCGCUGCGAUCUGCCUGGUGAAGGGCGGCCACCAGAUCAUCCUGUCGGCGUUCGACAACUUCAAGGAGGUUGUGGGCGAGCCGCGCCGAUUCCACACCCUCAUGGAGUACUUCAUGAACUAUGAUACCUUCCAUAUUGAGUUUAUGGUGGCGUGCAUGCAGUUCGUGAACAUAAUCGUGCACUCGGUGGAGGACAUGAACUUCCGAGUGCACCUCCAGUACGAGUUCACGGCGCUCAAGCUGGACGACUACCUCGAGCGGCUGCGGCACUGCGAGAGCGAGGACCUGCAGGUACAAAUCUCUGCGUACCUGGACAACGUGUUCGACGUGGCGGCGCUGAUGGAGGACAGCGAGACCAAGACCGCCGCGCUAGAGAAGGUCAACGACCUGGAGGACGAGCUCGCACAUGCGAACGAGCGACUGGCGGCGCUGGAGCGGGCGGCGCUGGCGACGCAGGCGACGCUGGAGGCGGAGCUGGCGCGCGUCACGCACGAGCGGGACCAUCUCGCCGAGGCCCGCCGCCAGGUCGUCGAGGAGGUGUCAACGUUGAGAAGAGCCCAGCAGGACUCCAGGAAUAGACAGUCGAUGCUCGAGUCGAAGGUUCAGGAACUGGAGUCGCUGACCAAGUCGCUGCCGAGGGGCGCGUCCAUGGGCGCGAUAUCGAGUCACGCGCUGUGCAACGGUAACGCGACGCCCAACGGCACCGUCAACGGGCACGUGUCGCCGCCACCCGCGGUCGCUCCGCCCCCGCCGCGACCGCCAUCCCCGCCCCCCGCGCCCGCCGCGCCGCUCCCGCCCCCGCCGCCGCCUCCGCCGGCGCUCGUCCCUCCGCCCGCGCCCCCCGCGCCGCCCGCACCCCCCGCACCGGGACUGAUGGCGCCCCCGCAGCACACGGACGCGAUGACGAUCAAACGAAAAGUAGAUACAAAAUACAAGCUGCCCACGCUGAAUUGGAUAGCGCUGAAACCGAACCAGGUUCGAGGUACGAUAUUCAACGAGUUGGACGAGGAGCGGCCGCGGCGGCGGAUCAACUUCGCCGACUUCGAGGAGAAGUUCCGAGUGGGCGGGCCCGUCGCCGCCGCGCUCGCCGCCGCCGACGACACGCUCUCCUCCUUCCCCAGCAAGCGGUUCCGCCGCCCCGACACCGUGUCGCUGCUCGAGCACACGAGGCUGAGGAAUAUAGCGAUAUCGAGAAGAAAACUCGACAUCCCGGUCGACAAAGUGAUAUCGGCGAUCCACAACCUGGACCUGAAACAGCUGCCGCUGGAGAGCGUCGAGAUCCUCCAGCGAAUGGUGCCGACGGAGGCCGAGCAGAAGGCGUACAAGGAGUACGUGGCGGAGAAGAAGAACGUCAACCAGCUGACGGAGGAGGACAAGUUCCUCAUGCAGCUCGCCAGGGUCGAGCGCAUCUCCGCGAAGCUCGCCAUCAUGAGCUACAUGGGCAACUUCUACGACAACAUCCACCUCAUAACGCCGCAGAUACACGCCAUCAUAUCGGGCUCCUCCUCGGUGAAGUCGUCGCAGAAACUCAGGAACGUUCUAGAGAUUAUCCUCGCGUUCGGCAACUACCUGAACAGCAGCAAACGCGGGCCGGCGUACGGGUUCAAGCUGCAGUCGCUGGAUACGCUGAUGGACACUAAAUCCACAGAUAAGAGAGUGUCGCUGCUGCACUACAUCGUCGCGACGAUAAGGCAGAACUUCCCGGAGUUGAUGAACUUCGACACGGAGCUGCUGUAUAUCGACAAGGCGGCGCAAGUAUCGCUGGAGAACGUGGUGGGCGACGUGUGCGAGCUGGAGCGCGGCAUGGAGGCGGCGCGGCGCGAGAGCGAGCGCGCGCACGUGCUGCGGGACUUCCUCAACAACGCGCAGGACAAGCUGCGCCGCCUGCGCGCCGAGACCAAGCACGCCCAGGACUCGUUCGCGGCGUGCGUGGAGUAUUUCGGCGAGGCGGCACGCAGCUGCGACGCGAACGCUUUCUUCUCGCUGCUCGUCCGGUUCACGAGGGCGUUUAAGCAAGCGGAUAUGGAGAACGAACAAAGACGAAGACUGGAGCAGGCGGCGCUGCAGGCGGACCACGUCGACCCCAACAAGGCCAAGCUCACGCAGAAGAAACAACAGGAAGCUGUGAUCAACGAACUGAAGACGAAGUCCGCGGGCGUGGGCGAGAAGAAGCUGCUGCACCAGGACGAGGUGUACAACGGCGCCCUGGAGGACAUCCUGCACGGGCUGCGCAGCGAGCCCUACCGCCGCGCCGACGCCGUGCGCCGCUCCCACCGCCGCCGCAUCAACUCGCACCGCCUCUCCAAGGGCCUCGAGGAGCUGGACGUAUGAUACGAGCCGGACUCCAGCGAGCCGCUGGACUUCUCCGU
This is a messenger RNA of Aricia agestis (brown argus), 3420 nucleotides long. It is a transcript of the gene Frl, whose product is annotated as formin-like protein. Lineage: Eukaryota; Metazoa; Arthropoda; Insecta; Lepidoptera; Lycaenidae. Gene Ontology annotation, molecular function: actin filament binding; small GTPase binding. The coding region runs from base 206 to 3382 and encodes 1058 amino acids. Gene Ontology annotation, cellular component: cytosol. Gene Ontology annotation, biological process: cell migration; regulation of cell shape; cortical actin cytoskeleton organization. The transcript has 17 exons. The record is from RefSeq and is a predicted model, not a curated record.